AUGGCAGAGCCGGCACAAAACGCGGAUCCUAUGGAGGAGGACGUCGAGGAGACGAAGGAAGCGGCGGAGGUGACCGACCUGUCCAACUCGGACGUCACAACCAAGUACCAAGAGGCCUCCAAGAUCGCUAACCUCGCCCUCCAGGGCGUCGUGCAGCAGUGCGUGGCCAACGCGCGGGUGAACGACCUCUGCAAGUUCGGCGACACCGUCAUCGAGCAGCGAUGCGCCCAGAUCUUCCGGAGCAAGGUGAAGGGGGUGGCCACCCCCAAGGGCAUCGCCUUCCCAACCUGCGUUUCCGUGAACGAGUGUGUUACCAACAACAGCCCACUCGAGUCGGAGGCAUCAAAGCACGAGCCUCUCAAGGCUGGGGACGUGGUCAAGAUCGAGCUCGGCUGCCACGUGGACUACUACUCGGCGGUGGUGGCCCACACGGUUAAGGUGGGGGUGGACGUGGCAACCCCCGUCACCGGCCCCGAGGCAGACGUUAUGCUUGCGGCGUACUACGCUGCGGAGGUGGCCGCUAAGACCAUCAAAGCGGGGAACACCAACACUCAGGUAACGGAAGCGACGAAGAAGGUAGCCGAUGCUUACGGGGUUAAGUUCGUUUCUGGGACUCAAAUGGAGCAGAUCACAAGGUACGGUAUCGCCGGCAAGACGAUCGCGCUCUGUAGCGAAGACAAGGAGAAGGAGGUUACAUUCGAAGCCAACGAGGUGUACGGCGUAAACGUGCUGGUGAGCUCGGGGGACGGGAAGGUUCGAGAACAAGACCUGCGAACGACGGUUUUCAAGCGAAACGCGGGCAAGAGCUACCAGCUCAAGAUGAAGGCCUCGAGGUAUCUGUUCAACGAGGUGAACACCCGGUUCCCCAGCCUGCCUUUCAGCUUGCGCGCCUUGGAAGACGAGAAGCAGGCGCGGUUGGGCGUGGUGGAGUGCGCGUCGCACGAGCUUUUGUCGUCCUACCCGGUCAUGUUCGCGGCAAGGGGUUCCAUUGUGGCUCAUUUCCGGUGCACCGUGCUCCUGUUGCCGUCCGGCACUAGCAAGGUGACAGGCGUCGAGUUUGUGCCGGCGGCGUUUAGCUCGGACAAGUCUGUGGAUGCAGAGACCCAGGCCAUCCUGGACACGGUAUCCAAAAAGAAGAACCGCAACAAGAAAAAGAAGAAGGCUGGGGCAGCAGCAGGGGAGACCAAGGCCAUGGAGGAGGCGUAGGGGGCGUGGUUCGAUUAGUGUUGUUGACGGUGGGGAAGUCGUAUAAUUGCAAGAGCAACUUCUGCUGAAAUAGUGAGUAUCUGGAUUUGUUGAAUAUGUUUGGAAGACGGUGAAUUGCUCUGCCCUGGAUUGUGGCUGAUUUCUGGCUUCUGCUUAGGUCCGGUGUUGUCAACUCAAUGGGUCAGGCCGGGCUACGUGUUGCAGCUCCUGCAGGGGGGUGGUCUGCUCCCGUGUAUAUUGUAGUGAGCGCUGGUGAGAACCAAAAGGGUAUGUGGCCGGAGAAUUGUCAGAUAUUGCACACUUUUAUUGGUCCGCUUCGGGCCUAAAUACGGUCGUUUUCAGUGUUCAUCUGAGCUAAAUGGCUUUUCCUCGGAGAAUCUGGUCAAAAGUCGGAGUUCCCCGUGUUUGGAGGCAACCAGCACGUGCCGUUAAACGCUCGCACUGCCGCGGGCCCGAUAACGUCAUGGUAAACGGGAGGUGGGCCGAGUCUGCCGUCUACUUGUAGACCGAGAAGAUUCUUCUGGAGUCUUGUUGUCGACGGCCACCCGGAAAAACCCGGAGAAGACUUAUCUCGACUCUACUGCGUCGCUGUUAGUUCUCUGAUAUCAACCAGGCCAGUCACCGUUUGUAGCUGUCCUCAACUAAGCCCCCAUGGCCUCGUCCGGUUGUGUCGUGCGUGGGAUGUAUACUGUACGCCAAUUGCGUCAAUAUGUCCGCUGAGGUCCGCAU
Molecule: messenger RNA, 1935 nt
Organism: Ectocarpus siliculosus
Lineage: Eukaryota; Phaeophyceae; Ectocarpales; Ectocarpaceae
Source: the annotation of a GenBank genome assembly